This is a messenger RNA of Hemibagrus wyckioides, 1254 nucleotides long. It is a transcript of the gene tax1bp3, whose product is annotated as Tax1 (human T-cell leukemia virus type I) binding protein 3. Gene Ontology annotation, cellular component: postsynaptic density; postsynaptic membrane; adherens junction. The transcript is spliced from 4 exons. Gene Ontology annotation, biological process: neurotransmitter receptor transport postsynaptic membrane to endosome; neurotransmitter receptor transport, endosome to postsynaptic membrane. Gene Ontology annotation, molecular function: protein binding. The record is from RefSeq and is a predicted model, not a curated record. Bases 123 to 500 code for a protein of 125 amino acids. NCBI's taxonomy places the organism in Eukaryota, Metazoa, Chordata, Actinopteri, Siluriformes, Bagridae.
GUGGUAUCUGCAUGCUGUCAUUCAUGGGUGGAACCAUAGAUCCGUCUCUCAAACCCCUGUAAGAGGCGCGUUUUAUUGUUCGUGGAUUCAAGGAAAAAAGGAUCUGUAUUAAAUUUUUUAACAUGUCCUACAUACCUGGACAACCUGUCACUGCUGUCGUGCAACGGAUUGAGAUCCAUAAACUACGCGAUGGAGACAAUUUAAUAUUAGGAUUUAGCAUUGGAGGGGGAAUUGAUCAAGAUCCAAGUCAGAAUCCAUUCUCACAGGACAAGACCGACAAGGGCAUUUAUGUGACGAGGGUAUCAAAAGGAGGCCCAGCAGAUGUUGCCGGUCUCAUGAUGGGAGAUAAAAUAAUGCAGGUGAAUGGCUGGGAUAUGACCAUGGUGACACACGACCAAGCGCGGAAAAGACUAACAAAAAAGAAUGAAGAUGUCGUUCGGCUAUUGGUAACCAGAAAAUCCCUGGAGGAGGCAGUCAGACAGUCCAUGAUGAAACACUAAGAAGAACUUUGUAACACACAUUUAUAAAUGUCACAUGUCAAUCAUUCUUACACAGUAUGUAAAUCUCCAUAUAUACAUCAAUGCAAUCAAUCCAAAGAUUAAGAUGAUGUCAUUCCCAUUUAGCAUCUCAAACAAACUGGGUGAUUUUGUGGGUUUUUCCCUGUUUUUUGUAACCUGCUGGUGUCACUUUUUGUACACUUCACUCUUUCAUUCCAUGUCAUUCCAGGAUUGAUCUCGCAGUGCAUUAUUCAGUGUUGCAAUGAAAAUGAGGACAUUGGGUAUUUUUCUGAUCAUUCUCUGUCUUUUUCAUAGAUGAUAAGGGCUACAAGCAAUUAUUGCCUUCAGUUGUAUUUUUAAUGAUACUGAAUGAUUUCAGGUAAAACCAAGGAACCUGUUUAUUAACCACAGUAAAAGACCACUAAUAUUUCUUUUCUUUUGUUAUAGGAUGCUGUAUACGUCUAUACCUGUUUUUCUACUUGUUUGUGUGCUCAAGACUUGUUUGUUGUCUCUGGAAAAAGAUUUUAUGUUUUUUUCCAAGUGUGUUGAAUGAUGCUGUAGUACUACAUUAAUGACAUGAUCAUUUCCUGUAAUUGUCUCUAUUUGAAAGCUUUAUCAUUGCCACACAAUAACAUAAACUUGUACAUCAUGACCUUUACUGAUCCACCACUCCAAGGAAUGACUACACUGUCUGGUUAAUUGUCUUUACAAUCAACUGUAUAAUUGUUUUCCACUUUGAAUAAAUGAGUGAAUUUGA